GAACCAAGCGGUUUGAGUGAGUGGCACCUACUCGAGGGCACCUAAGCUGUUUCUGGGCGCUUCUGCAGGAGACUGCACCAGCUCCAGCACCCAGUACGUCGCCGUCCAGCCGCGUUGGGCAAGGGCGGUUUCCGGAAGGUCACGCGCGCUGGAGCCCCGGGGCGCUGCGCUUGGCUGGUGGACGCUGGACCCUCUGGAUCACACUGGUUCCCAGAGAUAAUUCCGGAAGACUUCCAUAUUUGAAAGACAGCUGAUUGGCAACCUGAAUUUAAUCUGCAGCCUUAAGUCUCCUUUGCAAUAGAUUGAACCCAGGGCUUGGCGCAUGCUAGGCAAGCAUUCUACCACUGAGCUACAUUCCCAGCCCUGAAAGUUUUUUUUUUUUUUUAAAUCUUUGAUAAUUAGAAAAUCAUGGAAGCUGAUAAAGAAAACAACAAACAAGUUCUUAAGGAACAUCAGACAAAUGAAGAAUUGAUGAAAGACGACCAAAAUGAGGGAUUAAUUGAUGAAAUUAUAAAGGAAAAUAUCCAUUUAAAGGAGGAGAUUCAAAAGCUUGAAGCCGAGUUACAAGAGGCCGCCGGAGUCUUCCAGAUUAAAGAGGAUAUUCCAGAGACAAAGAUAAAAUUCACAUCACUAGAGACUCCUGAGGAUGUUUGCCAGUUUUCAAACAUUUCCUAUUCAUUUGAAGUGAAAUCACAAGUGCCUUAUGAGCUACAAAAAGGACAAGCACUUAUCACCUUUGAAAAAGAAGAAGUUGCAAAAAAUGUGUUACAAAUGGGGAAGCAUCGUGUGCAGAUGGAGGACGUGAUUCUGGAGGUUACAGCCAAUCCAGUUCCACUCAACACAGGAGUCAGAUUCCAGGUUCAUGUAGAAGUUUCUAAAAUGAAGAUCAGUGUUACUGAAAUUCCUGAUGAGUUGCCUGAAGAUCAGAUGAGAGACAAACUAGAGCUGAGCUUUUGCAAGUCCCGACUUGGAGGUGGAGAGGUGGAAAGCGUGGACUAUGAUAAGCGAUCCGGAAGUGCCAUCAUCACAUUUGUGGAAGCUGGAGUUGUUGACAAGAUAUUGAAAAAGAAAGAAUAUCCUCUUUACAUAAAUCAAAGCUGCCAUAGAGUUGUUGUUUCUCCAUACAUAGAAAGACACGUGAAAAAGUAUCAGGUAUUUUCAGGAAUAUCUAAGAGGACGGUGCUUCUGAAGGGAAUAGAGAACAUUCAGAUGGAAGAAGAAAUUGUGGAGGAUUUAAUUAACAUUCACUUUCAGCGGGAGAAGAAUGGAGGUGGAGAAGUAGAUGUGGUCAAGUGUUCUCUAGAUCAAUCUUACAUCGCGUAUUUUGAAGAAUAAACUGAUGGAGUCAUAUGAAAAUUAUAGCUUUUAAUACAUAUCACUGUAAACAUUUGGCAAAAAUGAAUAUCCUUUCCUUUAAAAAUUGAAAAUUUUAAUUCUUUAGUGUCCAUUUCUUUUUAAAUAAAAAAUAUAUUUCCAAGUUUUUGAAUUCA
Messenger RNA from Marmota monax (woodchuck), 1490 nucleotides. RefSeq names its product N-myc and STAT interactor (gene Nmi). NCBI's taxonomy places the organism in Eukaryota, Metazoa, Chordata, Mammalia, Rodentia, Sciuridae. Gene Ontology annotation, cellular component: cytoplasm. The transcript has 9 exons. The coding region runs from base 409 to 1335 and encodes 308 amino acids. The record is from RefSeq and is a predicted model, not a curated record.